This is a messenger RNA of Seminavis robusta, 1390 nucleotides long. The record is from the annotation of a GenBank genome assembly. NCBI's taxonomy places the organism in Eukaryota, Bacillariophyta, Bacillariophyceae, Naviculales, Naviculaceae.
AAAAAUGAGGUCGCGCACCUUUCCAAAAACUUUCAAGCAACCAGAAAGCAAAACGAAGGGACAUUUUGGAGGGUGCUUCUCACUCGAGGUAGUAGCCAGCAAAGGAAGGAGAAUCUUUGUCAGUUACUAGGGUACUGUAGUUAGUUAGAGUGGGUGGUAUUCCGCAACAAUAAUGUCAUCGUCCUCCUCUUCUUCUUAUUGUUGGUGGCCCAACCACAUUACGGUGUGGACCAUUCUUCGCGUGACCCUCUUGUCCGUCGCAGCCCUCGUGUCGUGGCACGCAUUGAACGAUCCCGAUUUUGUGCCGAAAAUAAUGGAUGGCGGAGGGUGGAGAUACUUUGCCCGGUGGAUGGGACGAUGUAUUCGAGAUCCACCCGAAACGCCCUUUGCGCAAGACGAUCAGAACAUUCUCUUUAUUGGGAACAGUUACACAGGGUACUAUGAACUGGAUCAAUUGACACAAGCUGUCAUGGUCAAUGGACAGCAACAGCAACAGCAACGGCAAACAGAAGAUCCCACGAGUGCUAGCAGCAGUAGUAGUCCGUGGGACACUGCCACUAUCAACGUCGAGAGUCACUUUCCAGGAGGUCAAACCUUCCAGGGACACUGGAAAGGAUUGACACGACCUCCUUUUCUCGGUAAACAUCACGUGAUGCACAAGUGGCUCGUGUCCAACGCCGAUAUUCGACACUGGAAAUGGAUCUUUCUGCAAAAUCAUUCCCUACAAGGUGGAAUGUACCAGUCUCCCGACUCCAAACGCCAAGAAACCUACCAACAAUCCUUGCAAGCCGCCCAGGAAAUGAUACAGGUCAUUCGACAACACAAUCCAUCCGCACAAUUCUGCUUUUUCAUGACGUGGGGACGACGGAAAUGGUACCGUGGUAUUCCCAAAGAGUACAAGGAUUUUCUCACCAUGCAAGACUUGACGGCACAAGGAUAUCAACACUACGUCCACGCCACUUCCAACGAACAACAACAACAAACCUAUUUGGCACCUGUGGGACUCGUCUUUGCCACCAUUUACCGCGACGACGCUGCUGCUGCUGGCAAUAAGGAUCCGAGUCAAGAUCCCACCACGCUCUUUUAUCAAUUGCUCGAUUACGAAGGACAUCAUCCCGCACUGCCGGGAAGCUACGCGGCGGCUGUCACAUUCUACGAAACCUUGACGGGCAAAGAUGCUACCCAAUUGACGUGGGCGCCACCCAAGGGAGUCACACACGAACAAGCCGUUCGGAUUCGAGAGGCCGUGCAUCGGACCAUUCAAGACACGGCCCGACAAGGGAUUAUUCGAUAUCCGUGGCAAGAACAAACGACGAACAAAGCGGAAGAAUCCACCAUCACUGCCACCACCAAGACAGAGGAAAGCAGCAACAAAAACAACAAUCCGUGA